AUAGUCCACAAUGCCAUGAAUAUGCAAAAAGAGGACUUUGAGUCAACCAUUAGAGCCCUCAAAGUCCGCAAGAAGGAGCUCAGAGAGAAGGAGGACCAGAUGAAGGAAUACCUGCAGAAAUUUGACAACUUUCUAAAGGACAAUGAGGUAAAGCGCUGUCGAGCUGUGAAGAAGGCGGGACGGGAGAGAGAGCUGACCAAUCAGAAGCAGGCGGACCUGAGGGCCCUUCAGAUGGAUGUGAAAGCUCUUGUUGAAGUGAGAGAUAGUCUGGAGGAACGAGUCAAGAAAAAUGCCAUCUACCCCCAAUAUCUACAGAAGGUGGUACAAGCCAGUGAGCAGUUUCAGGAAGUUCGGCAGGUGAUGUCACGCUAUGACACUCUGAUGCUGACCCGAGAGGACCUGGUCCACACAACCCAGCAGAACCAGGACAGCACAGAGAACUCUAGGACGCAGCUAGCUCGCUACAUGGAGCAGAGCCACGACACCCUGCUGCACUACAACAACACUCUAGCCCAGCUUCAGAGCCAGCUGGACAAGGCUCGCGCUGAGGGCAUGAUCUGGGAAUCAAGAUGGGCCCACAUACAGAAUACAGCUGCCAAGAAGACGCUGCUGUUGGGUACAAUCAAGAUGGCUACCCUGAACCUUUACCAGAGUGUGUGCAAGAGGAGCAAAGACAGUGGUGAAACACCUGUAGCCCCAGACGACACACUCAAACAGCUGGAUAAGAUCCAGAGCUUCCUGGUUGAUCUGAUCUCCAUCUGGGAGGAAGUGAGCCGACUGGACCAGCCAGGCGCCGGGCACCGAUGAAGCCUCACACACCCCA
This is a messenger RNA of Hypomesus transpacificus, 823 nucleotides long. RefSeq names its product coiled-coil domain-containing protein 42-like. The record is from RefSeq and is a predicted model, not a curated record. The transcript is spliced from 6 exons. NCBI's taxonomy places the organism in Eukaryota, Metazoa, Chordata, Actinopteri, Osmeriformes, Osmeridae. Bases 16 to 807 code for a protein of 263 amino acids.